CUCUAUUUAUACUAUUAUGACCAUCAGCUACUACGUACGCCAAGUAACACUGGAAGAUAUUAAAUUUGCCCAAGAGGGUACCGAUGUGUAUAACUCUGCAUACACUACUCACGAUGGCUGGACCACUGAAGCUAGUAUUGUUCAAGGAAAACUGACAGAUAAAGCGACACCGAACAAUUCAUUUAUGAUAGGUAACGACGCCCAUGUGGUGGGUACACUUAUGAUUGUGCCUUUUCCUGAUUUACAGGAACUGCCUACACCUGGUGAAGCCAUGAUUACGAGAUUUGCUGUCAGCCCUGAUCAUCAGUCUAAAGGAUUGGGCCGUCUUUUGAUUGAAGGCUCAUUUAAAGUAAUGAGGGAACAAGGAUAUGAACGCUGUUCGAUCCGAGUCUUUGAGAACAGACCUGAAAUUUUGGCUUGGUACACAAAGGUUGGGUUUAAGGACACCAAUGAGCGCAAAAAAUUAGUUCUGCCUGUUGGUUUUGUCAUUAUGAAGUUGGAUCUUUAAAGUCUACCUCGUAUUCUUUUGAAAAAAAAACACAAAUAAAUAUUAGAAUAAAGUAAUACCGAUUGAACCUGUACAGAGGAA
Messenger RNA from Mucor mucedo, 589 nucleotides. RefSeq names its product acyl-CoA N-acyltransferase. Lineage: Eukaryota; Fungi; Mucoromycota; Mucoromycetes; Mucorales; Mucoraceae. The record is from RefSeq and is a predicted model, not a curated record. The transcript has 4 exons. Gene Ontology annotation, molecular function: acyltransferase activity, transferring groups other than amino-acyl groups. Bases 17 to 508 code for a protein of 163 amino acids.